AUGCUGCUCACGUCCCGAUUACUAUCAGGCCUUUUGGCCUCUGGCUUUGUCGCCUUUGCAAGCUCGCAUUGGACGGGACCGACGGCACCGCCGGCCCCAACGGCGACCCUUUCAAAUGGAACCUACCAAGGCGUCCAUAGCAUUUAUUAUGAUCAGGACUGGUUCUUGGGGAUGCCGUUUGCGCAACCGCCCGUGGGAGAAUUACGACUAGCCCCUCCGGCACCACUCAAUACGAGCUUCGACGGCAUCAGACUGGCUACUGCAUAUGGUCCCGUCUGCCCGUCGUAUGGGAGUGAUGACAUUGGCCUGCCAUUGUCAGAGGAUUGCUUGAGCAUCAAUGUCAUUCGUCCCGCCGGCUAUGAGCAUGCUGCAUUGCCAGUUGCCGUCUGGAUCUAUGGGGGGGAGUAUGCUAUGGGCGGUGGAAGUAACCCCAAGUACAACUUGAGCUUUAUCGUGCAAGACUCUGUUGCGGCCGGGCUGCCGAUUAUCGGGGUCAGCUUCAAUUACCGCGUUGGAGCCUUUGGGUUCUUAUCAUCCGCCGAAGUCACGGCUGCGGGCGUGGCCAACCUUGGCCUUCGAGAUCAGCGACUGGCCUUGCACUGGGUUCAAGAGAACAUCGCUCGGUUCGGCGGAGAUGCUGCCAAGGUCACCCUCUGGGGCGAGUCUGCUGGAGCCGAUAGUAUUGGCCAUCAGAUGAGGGCCUAUGGUGGGCGUGAUGAUGGCUUGUUUCGAGGAGCGAUUGCCGAAUCUGGAGGCCCAUUGAUGUUUCAAGGAAAUUCGGCGGCCGAGAAUGAAGCAGUUUACCAAAGUGUGUUGAAUGGGACGGGCUGCGCAAAUGCGACGGACGGCUUAGCCUGUCUUCGAUCGGUGCCUUACAUUACCUUCCUCAAUGUGACCACCGGGACUGGUGCAUUGUUCUCCACUGUGGUUGACGGUGACUUCCUGCGGAAUCUAUCUUCGGUGGCGCUGAGCGCGGGCAACUUCACCAAGGUUCCUCUCCUCAUUGGGUCCAACACUGGCGAAGGCACGGCCUUUGCACCAUCGGGCAUCAACAACGACUCUGCGUUGAUGGCAUAUCUCACGGGCAGCAGCAUCCGCCUUGACAACGAAACGGCCCGCGAUAUGAUGCUCCUCUAUCCGGAUAUCCCAGCCUAUGGAACCCCGCCCAGCUUCAUCGGCCGACCAAACAGCACAUAUGGCACGCAAUUUCACCGAGCGGCAGCCAUCGCAGGCGAUUUCACCAUCCACCGAGGGAGACGGUUCAGCGCCGAAAUCUGGUCCAGAUACAACGUGACGGUCUACACUUACCGGUUCAACGUGUGGCCACUGACCGGUGUGAGCAAUCUUAUCGGCAUCAGCCACUACAAGGAAAUCGAGUUUGUGUUCGACAACGAGAAGGGCGAUGGAUUUUUCCCGCCAUAUGGCACCACUAGCGAACUCGUGGGCCAACCGGACACCUACAAAACCAUUUCCAGACUGAUCAGUGGCAUGUGGAUCAGCUUCAUUAAUGAUUUGCAUCCGAACAAUCAUCCGCUGGUCACGUAUGCGGCCGGAGGCCCCGUUCCCGAAUGGCCCGUGUAUGCACCCGACGCCACGCUGGCGCUCGAAGGAUAUGGCCAGAACUUUGUCUUUGAUACGAACCUGACCGGGUUGGCAACCAUUGAACAAGAUACGUGGAGAGGUCCAGGAAUAGCCUACUGUAACUCGCCCAGUGUCCAGCUGCAAUUGGGCACAUAA
This is a messenger RNA of Capronia coronata CBS 617.96, 1737 nucleotides long. RefSeq lists its product as uncharacterized. The coding region runs from base 1 to 1737 and encodes 578 amino acids. Lineage: Eukaryota; Fungi; Ascomycota; Eurotiomycetes; Chaetothyriales; Herpotrichiellaceae. The record is from RefSeq and is a predicted model, not a curated record. The transcript has 2 exons.